Teleopsis dalmanni is the source of this 1952-nucleotide messenger RNA. Its product is annotated as mitochondrial import receptor subunit TOM40 homolog 1-like. Gene Ontology annotation, molecular function: transmembrane protein transporter activity. Gene Ontology annotation, biological process: protein import into mitochondrial matrix. The transcript has 5 exons. Gene Ontology annotation, cellular component: mitochondrial outer membrane translocase complex; mitochondrial outer membrane. The record is from RefSeq and is a predicted model, not a curated record. Lineage: Eukaryota; Metazoa; Arthropoda; Insecta; Diptera; Diopsidae. The coding region runs from base 387 to 1382 and encodes 331 amino acids.
CUUUUAUAUUUGUUUAAAGUCGUUAUCUAAAAAACUGUUAACAAAAAAAAAACAGAAAUUUGAAGUAUAUUUUGCAAAGGAGUUUGUUUUGAAAGUCUGCAAACAAAAAUUUUUUUUUCGGCAUUCACAUAGAUUUUCUCGGUUAUUUUUGCGGUUAACAGACGUCAAAUUUCGGUAAUUUCACCACGCACGUGCUAAACUCACCUAGUACAUGUCAUUUGUUUUUUGCUCUGUCUUGUUCUUGAACGAAAAUUUUUUGCUUAAUCUUAAUAGCAGCGAUAUAAAGUGCGAGAUUUUGCAAAAUUUUCAAUUAAAACUGUGGUCAAAAACGUUUUGCAUUGCUGAGAAAUAUUUGUAAAUAUUGUAAAUUGAAUUUGUAAAUAAAAAUGGGAAAUGUGCUGGCCUCUUCAUCGAGCUCCAGUUCAACUCUGGAUGCCGCCAAAGUUAUAGUGCCGGAGCCAGCGAAGCCAGGAUUUCCUACCGCUGUUAGCAGUACAAAUGUUUCAGAAGACAAACUAGAAAAUCCAGGAACAGUUGAUGAAAUACAUAAAAAAUGUAAAGAUGUGCAAGCGUUAACGUUCGAAGGAGCGAGGAUAAUGUUAAAUAAAGGACUUAGUAAUCAUUUUCAAGUAUCCCAUACUUUAAAUAUGUCCAGCACGCAACCGAGUGGCUAUCGGUUUGGAGCUACCUACGUUGGAACAAAACAAUUUACACCUUCAGAAGCAUUUCCUGUCUUGUUGGGUGACAUUGAUCCUUCAGGAAAUCUUAACGCUAAUAUUAUACAUCAGUUUACGCCGCAAUUGCGCUGUAAAUUUGCGAUGCAGAUACAAGAAUCCAAAGUGCUGGCUUGUCAAGCAGCAGGUGAUUUUAAAGGCCAAGACUUCACAGCAUCUGUUACAUUAGGCAACCCUAAUAUUAUAAAUGGUUCAGGGGUAAUAGUGGCGCAUUAUUUACAAUCAAUAACAAAGAGAUUGGCGCUCGGUACUGAACUUGCAUACCAAUAUGGUGGAAAUGUACCUGGUGGACAAAUAGCUGUAGUUUCGGCUAUUGGACGCUACGCAACCGAAAAUUAUGUGUGGUCAGGCACAGCUGGUCCAGCUGGAGUGCAUAUAUGUUAUUAUCAAAAAGCUAGCGAUCAAUUGCAAAUUGGUGCUGAAGUCGAAACCAGUCCGCGAAUGCAAGAAUCAGUUGCAACAAUCGCUUACCAAGUCGACAUACCAAAAGCAGACUUAAUUUUUAGAGGUUCAUUUGAUUCAAAUUGGAAUGUUGCUGGAGUACUCGAGAAACGAUUGACCCCAUUGCCAUUUUCAUUCGCGCUCAGUGGGCGACUUAAUCAUACCAAAAAUCAAUUCAGACUUGGCUGCGGUCUAAUUAUAGGCUAAACACCAACACCACAGAUGCAAAACAAAUAUUUAAGAGAAUUUUUUAAAGACUACGCUAGAGAGUAUAUUUCCAAAUAAUUGUACUUGUGCCAUUAGGUUUAUCAUUUCAUUCUUCGCGGGAGCUUGCAAUAAGAUUAAAUUCUGCAUUACCAAUGAAAUGGUAUGCUUAAUGACACUGGUUUUGCAAUUGAUUUGGAAAUGUAGUUUAAGCGUAAACCAAACUAGUUCCAUAAUUCACUGACCUGUUUUGUUAGUUGCGUAUAAGUUAAGUUUCAAGUACACAUUUGAAAUAUUAGUUAAACCGUCAAGUAUUGCAUUUCCGCAAGGCUACGAUGUGAACAACCAAAACAAAUGAAAGCAUUUAACAACUUAACAACUUAGCCCAGUGCAGACGCGCCAAAUAUUCGUUUUGUUUCUUCAAAUUCUAAUUCAUUUGACCACUAAAAUAGUUAACAUUGCCUUUAAAUAUUUUUUAAAUUGUAAUUAAGUAAAAAACUUUAAAAAUGUGCAUUUUAUUUAAAAAAAAACUUCCUAGCAAAAUAAACGAUUUGGUAAAGUGUGCAAAAGUAA